GCCGAGUCUCGGGCAGCAGCGAGUUUUGGGCUCCGUACACCCCGCAGACGCUCCCGGGCAGCACCAAACUCCCAGGAGCAACGACCAUGGAGGAGAAAAACUACGGCGCCACCGACGCCGAGGCGACCACGCCCCUCAUGGAGAGCGCACCGCUCCUCACCGAAAAGCGCCGCAGGCCGUACGCCGCAGCAGCCGUCGUCGGCACGCUCUGCAUGGCCGCCACUCUUACAAAAACGCAGCGCUACGCCGACCUGCGCGCGUCGCUGCGCACGCCGCGCGGCACGCCGUCGGUGAGCUGGGUCUACGACCUCACGGUCACGCAGGUGCGAUCUCGGCGUCUUGACGUGUUACGGCGCCUUCACUUCAUUCAAACGACUCGUGUCCAUGAGACGAGGUCGCGGGUGGUUUCUUUUUUGCUGAAGAGGCCGUUCGGACCGUUUCCAGUGAAUACGACGCGUCGUUCCCACGCAGGACCAGUUCUGGCAGCUGACCUGCGACCUGUCGACGCCGGGGACGCAGCCCUACGCGCUGUGCGGGCUGACGACGUGCUCGGGGCUCGAGGACUACCCGGACGUGGCCGCGUGCAAGUGCGCCCCGGAGACGGUCAACGAGAUGUUCGAGGGUGUGUUCGCGGCGUCCUACGAUGUGUUCACGCCAUCGACGCGACUCGUCUCCAGGAAUGAUGGAAGUGGGUGGUCUCAUUUUCGAUUUUGAGCGCGUUUCGGGCGAGAUCGCGACUCGAUGUCAUAUCACGCGCAGGCACGCCCAUGGAGUCGACCUUCCGCAUGGGCUCGUCGACCAUCUACCUCUCUCAAAGUGAAACGUACCGCAACGCCGUGGCCGCCCAGUACGCCGGGACCCUCGAUUUACCCGCGUUCUGCACGGCGCUGACCGACGGCACGAUUUGCGAAGAGUCGGGACUCGGCUGCGACUUCAUCUCCUUCCACACGGGCGCCACCAAUGAAGAGUGCCGCAGAAAAGCCUUAGCUAAAGGCGAGUCCCACUCCGAAGCUCAAACACAUAUCCAGUCCCACGACAGCAACGCCGGGUUCGCCUGGGAGAUCGACGUGGUGGAGGUCUGCAUGGGCGCGCCCUGCUACAAGCUGGAAGGGAACAUGGGCGACGACUCCGACGGCUGCCAGAUGGCCUGCCUCUGCCCCAUCGGCGCGGGCGAGCUCGAGCCGACGUUUUAUGAUGAUGCCUUAGCUUUGGAUUUUACGGACCAAUGCUUCCAAGCGACGACGGUCUCGACGUCCUGGACGCCGUCCUUGAAGCAGGUCAAUACCCUCGUCUCCACAUUAGUCAAGGCUGGGAAGGACAGCGCCCAGCAAGCCGCGAAUUGCGACUGCACGGUGUCGACGGCGUGCUGAGCGGCCCAUCAAUAUUCCUAUCCCCAUAGCAACCUAAUUUCUUGCACAAUAAUAUAAUUACAUUCGACGGCGGCGACGGCGUAGAGACCACGUCUUGUCGAUCGCGAAGCACGCUAGCGAAGGG
Messenger RNA from Pelagomonas calceolata, 1494 nucleotides. The record is from the annotation of a GenBank genome assembly. Lineage: Eukaryota; Pelagophyceae; Pelagomonadales; Pelagomonadaceae.